UCAUUCACACACUCACCCACACACACACACCACACAGCACAGGGAGGGCAGAGCUGAGCGAUGGUUCGUUUCAAGUCCAGGUACUUCCUGUGUGAGAUUGUGUUUGAGAACCCUGAGUCUCGGCAGUGGAUGGAGGAUAAAAAUGUCUUCAAAGCAGUGAAAGACGCAAUAGUGCAAACACAUGGUGACUUCGGCCACAGCUGUUGUGCUUUACGCCUGAUAGUGAAAUACCUAAAUGCCUACACUGGAAUUGCCCUACUAAGGUGUCGAAAGGAGUUUUAUCGGAUGCUGUGGUCAGCCCUGCCAUUUAUUACCUUCCUGGAGAACAAGAAUCAGAAAUAUCCCUGUUUCUUUAACACCCUCCAUGUGGGAGGUACUAUUCGAACCAGUCAGAAGUUCCUCAUUCAGUACAACAGGAAACAGCUCCAUUUACUCCUGAAAGACUGCACAACAGAUGCGGAAAGGAAUUCAAUCCAAAAAUCCAUCCUGAGUUGCUCAUUUAAGUGGCCGAAGGAUGUUCAUCCUCAGCACAGAGAUGACGAGAUGGAAGAUGAUGACACUGAAUGAACAUUCCCUCUGGUUUAUUGUAACGAUGCAUUUGUAGUGGGCAAUGACUGAACUGAUAAUACCAGGGAUUACUUAAAGUGGACUCUGGGUCAGAUGUAAUUCAGCUCCCACACACACUGCUUAUGCUCCUCCACUAUCUUACACUGCAGGAUCCAAACUGGACUAUGGUAUCACUUUCCUCAAGGUACACUCCUAAGAUCUUCCAAGAGUUGCCAGUGGAGUCCUACACAAUUAUAUGGAUCACUUUGGAACCCAGCACAAGGGAACACAAUUUGUUCAAUGUUGUAAGUUUUCAAUUUGUGGUGUAGAUUAAAAAGAAUUUAAUCUCUA
Callorhinchus milii (elephant shark) is the source of this 897-nucleotide messenger RNA. RefSeq names its product POP5 homolog, ribonuclease P/MRP subunit (gene pop5). Gene Ontology annotation, biological process: tRNA 5'-leader removal. Bases 61 to 567 code for a protein of 168 amino acids. The transcript has 5 exons. Gene Ontology annotation, molecular function: ribonuclease P RNA binding. Gene Ontology annotation, cellular component: ribonuclease P complex. The record is from RefSeq and is a predicted model, not a curated record. NCBI's taxonomy places the organism in Eukaryota, Metazoa, Chordata, Chondrichthyes, Chimaeriformes, Callorhinchidae.